Papaver somniferum (opium poppy) is the source of this 1014-nucleotide messenger RNA. Its product is annotated as probable phospholipid hydroperoxide glutathione peroxidase. The coding region runs from base 113 to 817 and encodes 234 amino acids. Lineage: Eukaryota; Viridiplantae; Streptophyta; Magnoliopsida; Ranunculales; Papaveraceae. Gene Ontology annotation, molecular function: glutathione peroxidase activity. Gene Ontology annotation, biological process: response to oxidative stress. The record is from RefSeq and is a predicted model, not a curated record. The transcript is spliced from 6 exons.
CAGUUUUCACUCUUUCAGUUCAUAGCUCUCUUCAAUUUCCUUAAUAAAAGAAAAAAGUUGGACAGCCUAAACUCUCUCUAUCCAAUCUAUAUCCUCCUCUACCGAACAUAAAAUGGCUUCAAUGGGUUUCUGUGCUUCAAUACCUUAUUCUCAAAAUUCUUUCACCAGGAAUCUUGUCAAUCCUUCCUCUUCUCCGAUACCUUGUUUUGGUAUAUCCGAUGAAAUAUCAUCAAAAUCUAGUUUUGUACAUCACGGAUUCUCUCUAAUAUCUUGUGGGUUUCAAUCAAAAUCUAUUAAAACAACUGCUGUUGUUUAUGCCAGAGCUGCUACUGAGAAGAGUAUUUAUGAUUUCAGUGUCAAGGAUAUAGAUGGGAAAGAUGUUUCUCUGAGCAAGUUCAAGGGAAAGACUCUUUUGGUCGUCAACGUUGCAUCUAGAUGUGGUUUGACAACAUCUAAUUACACCGAGCUCUCUCACAUUUACGAGAAGUACAAAACUCAAGGAUUAGAAAUUCUGGCUUUUCCUUGCAACCAAUUUGGAUUUCAAGAGCCAGGAUCGAAUACAGAGAUUAAGCAGUUUGCUUGUACAAGGUUUAAAGCAGAAUUCCCUAUCUUUGAUAAGGUUGAUGUUAAUGGGCCAUUUACAGCUCCAGUUUAUCAGUUUCUAAAGUCUAGUGCAGGAGGAUUUUUGGGUGACCUAAUCAAAUGGAACUUUGAAAAGUUUCUGGUAGACAAAAAUGGAAAGGUUGUAGAAAGAUAUCCACCUACUACGUCUCCUUUCCAAAUUGAGAAGGAUAUCCAAAAGCUCCUUGCUGCAUGAAGUUGUACUCUAGUCUAGACAUACAAGUGAAAAUAUAUGUUCGUAAAUCGUAAUAAUGUUAUCUGUAAAAAGUCUCGUGUAGUAAGUUUUGUGAUAUCGAUCAUAUAUUUAAAAUGUCUCGUGAUAUCGAUCAUAUAUUUGUGACAUCGAUCAUAUAUUUAUGAUAUCAUGUCUGUCCUUGUUUCUACCAUCUUUGA